Glycine soja is the source of this 1454-nucleotide messenger RNA. RefSeq names its product peroxidase N-like. Gene Ontology annotation, biological process: response to oxidative stress; hydrogen peroxide catabolic process. NCBI's taxonomy places the organism in Eukaryota, Viridiplantae, Streptophyta, Magnoliopsida, Fabales, Fabaceae. The transcript is spliced from 5 exons. Bases 199 to 1257 code for a protein of 352 amino acids. The record is from RefSeq and is a predicted model, not a curated record. Gene Ontology annotation, molecular function: peroxidase activity; heme binding.
GCCACUGAGCAGCAAAUUAAGUCACAAGUGGUGCUUUUAUGUGAAUACAUAAAUGUGACAUCUCUCGUAUCAUUGUCUAUAAAUUAAGCCUCUAAGUUUUCACAUGCAUUCAUCUUGCCCUGGCCUCUUGAAUAAGUUGCAUCCUUGCUUUGGUCUUAUAGUUAUUAGUUAGAGCUUUAAUUUGCAAAGUAAUUAGCAAUGAAGCGGUCAUGUAGUUCGAGUGGUUGUUACUUUUGGUUAAUGAAUAUGAAUAUGUUCCUGUUGCUUUUGGCAGUAAAGUCUGAACUGACAACAGACUUCUAUAAGUCAUCAUGUCCUAACGUUUCCAAAAUAGUAAGGAGAGAGGUUAAAAAAGCUCUCACGAAUGAGAUGCGAAUGGCUGCUUCUUUGCUUCGUCUUCACUUUCAUGAUUGCUUUGUGAAUGGUUGUGAUGGAUCAAUACUACUAGAUGGUGGUGAUGAUGGAGAGAAGUCUGCCGUUCCUAACCUGAACUCUGCCAGAGGAUAUGAUGUUGUAGAUACAAUCAAAAGUUCAGUGGAGAGUGAAUGUGACGGGGUUGUCUCAUGUGCUGAUAUAUUAGCCAUCGCUGCCAGAGAUUCUGUUUUCCUGAGUGGUGGUCCUUCUUGGAAGGUUCUGCUAGGACGAAGAGAUGGAACAGUCUCAAACGGAACUCUAGCAAAUGAGGCGCUUCCUGCACCAUUUGAUCCAUUGGAUACCAUCAUUUCAAAGUUUGCUAAUAUGGGCCUUAAUCUCACAGAUGUUGUUUCUUUAUCAGACUAUGAAGAUGGAACUUUAAUACUGAUUAAAGAAUUACACCAACAACUCGUAAAAAACUGUGCCCAUACUAUUGGCCGUGCAAGGUGUACACUGUUUAGCAAUAGAUUGUCCAACUUCUCCGGAACAGGUGCACCAGACAGUACACUAGACACUGACAUGCUCUCUGACCUGCAAAGUUUGUGUCCUCAAAAUGGAGAUGGAAACGUUACUACAGUCCUUGAUCGGAACUCAUCGGAUCUAUUUGACAAUCACUACUUCGAGAACUUGCUCAGUGGAAAGGGGCUUCUCAGUUCUGACCAGAUUCUAUUUUCUAGUGAUGAAGCUAAUUCAACCACUAAACCUUUAGUUCAAAGUUAUAGCAACGAUAGUGGACUCUUCUUUGGGGACUUUGCCAAUUCUAUGAUCAAGAUGGGGAAUAUAAAUAUUAAGACUGGGACUGAUGGGGAGAUUAGGAAAAACUGCAGAGUGAUAAAUUCUUAGCAAUAUGAAAUAGGCUUUGCAAGACAUGGAAUAAGCAUAAGCUCGGGCGUCUUCCAAGUUAUAUUAGAUAAUUUAGGUGAUGGUUGUUAUGUUUCUCGAAAUGGAAUGUGCUUUAGAGGUCCCACACAGUGGAUGUGGGAACCUAACCCAACAUAAGACAAAAUAAACAAGAGUUUGAAGUAUUUCCCUUUUUGUUU